This is a messenger RNA of Carassius auratus (goldfish), 2492 nucleotides long. RefSeq names its product MICAL-like protein 1. NCBI's taxonomy places the organism in Eukaryota, Metazoa, Chordata, Actinopteri, Cypriniformes, Cyprinidae. The coding region runs from base 338 to 2221 and encodes 627 amino acids. The record is from RefSeq and is a predicted model, not a curated record. The transcript has 12 exons.
UUACGUCGGUCAGAAGAUUCCUGUGAACAAAGAAUCCAGCAGCACCAAAACACAAAAACAGACACACACUCAGUUCUCAUCAGACGUGGUCAGAUCUUCAGAUAAAAGUGUCUGUAGUGUCUGUCACACACGUGUUCAUCUCAUUCAGAGGGUUUUGGUGAAGGGACAAUUGUAUCACCGCUCUUGCUUCAGAUGCAGUCGCUGUCGUCGCUCUCUGCUGCCGAUCUCUUUCACAGUGAACACUGAGACGGGUUCACUGCAGUGCAGUUAUCCCUGCAAACCUGCUUCUGGUCACGACCGGCCCGCAGAUCAAUACUCACAGAACAACACCAGUGAGAUGGACGGAGACAGGAGUGAGACAGACGGAGACAGGAGUGAGAUGGACAGAGACAAGAGUGAGAGGGGCAGAGACAGGAGUGAGAUGGACAGAGGCAGGAAUGAGAUGGACAGAGGCAGGAGUGAGAUGGACAGAGGCAGGAAUGAGAUGGACAGAGACAGGAGUGAGACAGACGGAGACAGGAGUGAGAUGGACAGAGACAAGAGUGAGAGGGGCAGAGACAGGAGUGAGAUGGACAGAGGCAGGAAUGAGAUGGACAGAGGCAGGAGUGAGAUGGACAGAGGCAGGAGUGAGACGGACAGAGACAGGAGUGAAAUGGAUGGACAAAGGAGUGAGACGGACAGAGACAUGAGUGAAAUGGACGGACACAGGAGUGAGACAGAUGGAGACAGAAGUGAGACGGACAUAGACAGGAGUGAAAUGGAUGGAUACAGGGGUGAGACAGACAGAGACAAUGAGACGGGCGAUGACAGGAUUGAGAUGGACUUAUACAGGAGUGAGACAGACAGAGACAGGAGUGAGACGGACAGAGACAUGAGUGAAAUGGACGGACACAGGAGUGAGACGGAUGGAGACAGAAGUGAGACGGACAGAGACAGGAGUGAAAUGGAUGGACAAAGGAGUGAGAUGGACAGAGACAUGAGUGAAAUGGACGGACACAGGAGUGAGACGGAUGGAGACAGGAGUGAGACGGACAGAGACAUGAGUGAAAUGGACGGACACAGGAGUGAGACAGAUGGAGACAGGAGUGAGACGGACAGAGACAGGAGUGAAAUGGAUGGACACAGGAGUGAGACGGACAGAGACAGGAGUGAAAUGGAUGGAUACAGGGGUGAAACGGAUGGAGGCAAGAGUGAGACAGAUGGAGACUGGAGUGAGACGGACAGAGACCGGAGUGAGACAGAUGAAGACAAAAUGGAUAAUGGACGUUUAUCAACCUCAUUAGAGAGUGACAUACAAGAACCUCCCAAACCUGCUCCCAGAAAGAGGGCGGAGCCUCAGGACCCUCUUCGCCCCACCCCCAGAUCACCAGAUCAUCGCCCUGAAAACGUGUCGUCUCAGAGCACUGUCCGUAAGGAACAUCCCUGGAUGAAGCUGGUUGAUCCUGGUCCUUGGUCUCAUCUUCCUGCGGCUCCAUCCUCUCAUUCCCGCCACUGGCCCAUGACCUUUAACCCCUUCCUGCAGGACAAGUCCAAGGAUGAAGAGAAAAACCCCACCAGCUGCGAAGCCUCAGUUGCACACAAAGCCUCAUCUUCAGUUCCCAGCAUGCACCAGGCUGUAGCUUCUGUUCAUGGUUUUCCGCUAAUAAAGAGGAAGGUGAUCACAGACACGCGUGUGUCAGAGAAGCAGGUGUGUGUGGAGCAGAAGAAGCUGGAGGAGCGUCUGCUGGAGCUGGAGAGGAGAGGAGUGCAGCUGGAGACCGAGAUGAGGAGAUGCACCAAUGAGAAUCUUCUUGUCGACUGGUUCCUUCUGGUUCAUGAGAAGAGCAUGUUAGUGCGCAGAGACACAGAGCUGGUGUAUAUGGUGAAGCAGCAGCGUCUGGAGGAUCAACAGGCCGAUGUGGAGUUUGAGAUCAGACACCUCUUUAACAAACCAGAGCAGGACUGGAGCUCUGACGACAGACAUCAGGAACAUCUGCUGAUGUCACGCCUGCUGUCAAUCAUCCAGCAGAGGAAUGACAUCAUCAGCAGCCUGGAUCAGGACAGGCAGAGGGAGAAGGAGGAGGACACGAUGCUGACCGCUGUGAUCCAGAGGAUGGAGUUCCUGACGCAGAUGGACACACAGCUGGACAAAUGCAGCAGGAGCUUUAAACGCCUUCAGAUGUUCAAGAAAUCCAGCUGUAAGACUGAAAACACCAGCAGAAGAAAGAAGAAAAACAGCUGAAGAACGGAAAGAGCCUGUUCAUUAAAUAAUGUCCAAAAACUGAAAAUAAACCCAGCCUUCUGGACAAACUGAACUGUGUAUUUCGAGCUGUAUAUAUACUGAGUUUAUAGGUGUGUAGCAUGGCCACAUCUUAACAGUAUUUAUCAUUUAGAUCUACCAUUUUCAUACUUAUUUAUUAGCUAAGAUGUCUUGAGCAUUAGUUAUUGCACGAGUCCCAGUCUAACCAUGAUCUCAUUGUAGCGCUUUUUUCCCUUUCCUAUAUAGAUAAAUA